This is a messenger RNA of Engraulis encrasicolus (European anchovy), 1014 nucleotides long. RefSeq names its product tripartite motif-containing protein 16-like. The coding region runs from base 50 to 961 and encodes 303 amino acids. Gene Ontology annotation, molecular function: protein binding. The transcript is spliced from 6 exons. The record is from RefSeq and is a predicted model, not a curated record. Lineage: Eukaryota; Metazoa; Chordata; Actinopteri; Clupeiformes; Engraulidae.
GAAGCGACUGGAGCAGGAGAUUGCUGAGCUGAAGAGGACAGAUGCUGAGAUGAAGCAACUUUCACUGAUAGAAGAUCCGAUCCAUUUCCUCAAGAACAUUGUGCCCAUCACUGGGAGGCCUUACAGCACAACUUCAACCAGCGUGACCUUCAGCCAAAGCUUCUCCUUGGAGCCCCUGAAUGAAUCGUUGUCUGCGCUGAAGAUGCAGCUGGAGGAGAAAUUAGAUUCAGUCUUCCAGCAGGAAAUAGACAAAAUAUCUGCAGCAGCUAUGAUACAUUUCCAGAUCAUCCAGAACAUACAAUAUACUGAUCCUGAACUCCCAGUCAGAAGAGCAGACAGUAAGGGUCUCCUGCCACCAGACAUGUCUGAUGGCCAGGCUCUUAUUGCUGAACCAGUGACCAGAGAGGACUUCUUACAGUAUUCCUGUCACUUCACUCUGGAUCCAAACACAGUACACAGAGUCCUCCAUCUGUCUGAGGGGAACAGGAGGGUGGAGCCGAGACUUGGGGCCCAGUCAUAUCCUGAUCAUCCAGACAGAUUUGAUUGGCAUACUCAGGUGCUGUGUAGAGAGGGUGUGUCUGCACGAUGCUACUGGGAGAUGGAGUGGAGUGGAGAGGUUAAUAUAGCAGUGUCAUAUAAAAGCAUCAGCAGGAAACGAGAGCGUGAUGUUGACGAUGAUGAUGAGGACGACGGGGUGCUUGGAGGUAAUGAUCAGUCCUGGUGUUUGGUCCUCAAUAGUCCCCGCUCCUCUUUCUUCCACAAUGAUGAAAAGACUGAUCUCCCUCUAGUGGCCAGCUCCAGAAUAGGAGUGUAUGUGGAUCACAGGGCAGGAACUCUGGCCUUCUACAGCAUCUCUGGAGACAAAAUGACCCUCCUGCACAGAGUCCACACCACAUUCACACACCCUCUCUACCCUGGGUUUUGGUUAUAUGAAAUACCCUCCUCAGUGAGGCUGUUGUGAGGUAAAUGCUGCUCCUGUGGAUCAUCUCAUAUGUACAUUCAUGUAUGUACAAG